AGAGGGGAGUGGGAGAGAAAGAUACAGAGCAUUAAUGGAGCCUAAUAAUGUCGAUGGGAGGGAGAUAGGAAGGGAGACUGCUCCUGGUAAGGGAAGCAAUAGAGUGUUUUCAAUAGAAGAUGGUGGUACAGUAGCUAGGAAUUCAGCCACCGAAGACGAAAAGACAGCUGCAUGGAAGAAGUUUUUGAAGCACUUAGGGCCUGGUUUUCUUGUCUCGUUGGCUUAUUUAGACCCUGGAAACUUGGAGACUGACUUGCAGGCAGGGGCUAAUCAUAAAUAUGAGCUACUAUGGGUUAUUUUGAUUGGACUAGCCUUCGCGCUCAUAAUUCAAUCACUGGCUGCAAAUCUUGGAGUAACAACAGGAAAACAUCUGGCUGAAUUAUGCAAGGCUGAAUACCCCAUGUUUGUCAAAUACUGCUUAUGGCUACUUGCAGAGGCUGCAGUAAUUGCUGCAGAUAUCCCCGAAGUUAUUGGAACUGCAUUCGCUUUAAAUAUACUGUUUAAGAUACCAGUGUGGGCCGGCGUUCUUAUGACUGGGUGUAGCACUCUACUGCUGCUUGGAUUGCAGAGAUUUGGGGUGAGAAAGCUGGAACUUCUGGUAUCUGUACUUGUGUUUAUUUUGGCUGGUUGCUAUUUUGGUGAAAUGAGCUAUGUCAAACCUCCUGCAUCUGAGGUUAUGAAGGGGCUUUUCGUGCCAAGGCUCAAAGGAAACGGUGCCACGGCUGAUGCAAUUGCUCUUCUUGGAGCUCUUAUUAUGCCGCAUAAUCUUUUCCUUCACUCUGCCUUGGUGCUCUCUAGAAAGACUCCAGCCUCUGUGAAAGGAAUAAAUAGUGCAUGCAGGUACUUCUUCAUCGAGAGUGGAAUAGCAUUAUUUGUCGCGUUACUCAUCAACAUUGCUGUUGUUUCUGUUUCGGGAACUGUAUGUUAUGCUAAUAAUCUCUCUUCAGAAGAAGCUAAUCAAUGUGGAAACCUAACCCUAGACUCUGCUUCCUUCUUACUCAAGAACGUAUUAGGAAAAUCAAGCUCCAUUGUCUAUGCAAUCGCUUUACUAGCUUCGGGCCAAAGCUCGGCCAUAACUGGAACAUACGCUGGGCAGUACAUCAUGCAGGGAUUUUUGGACUUGAAAAUGAAGAGGUGGCUGAGAAAUCUCAUGACGCGAUCAAUCGCCAUAACUCCCAGCCUUAUCGUCUCCAUCAUCGGUGGAUCCUCCGGUGCGGGAAGAUUAAUCAUUAUUGCAUCAAUGAUACUGUCGUUCGAGUUGCCAUUUUCUCUAAUUCCUCUUCUCAAAUUUAGCAGCAGCCGAACCAAAAUGGGCCCGCACAAGAACUCCAUCUACAUCAUUAUUGCAUCGUGGAUCCUCGGUUCAGGCAUCAUUGGCAUCAACAUAUAUUACUUAAGCACUGGCUUCGUUGGUUGGAUUAUCCAUAGCAGUUUACCAAAGGCUGCUACUGUAUUCAUUGGAAUGCUUGUGUUCCCUCUAAUGGCUGCCUAUAUUGUUUCUGUUAUUUAUUUAGUUUUCAGGAAAGAUAAGACGAUCACUUUUAUAGAUACUUCAAACACCACUGAAAUUCAACUGGAGAAGGGUAUGACUCACUCGAAUCGCGACAGAGAGAAUGAAGCUGUGCCUUAUAGAGAAGAUCUUGCUGAUAUCCCUCUUCCAGAAUAAGGAUAAAAGCACAAUGUGAGGAAGAAGAAAGCAAAAUCAUGAUGUUAUGUGUUUUUAUUUCACAUGCUUUAGAUAAGGAGUUUAUGUUUUGGUAUUCGUGUACUCUGCUAGAUGUUUGUACUAAAGUAUUGUACUGUGUAUCUAAUGGAGAAAAUUUGUAGUAAUGAUAAUGAAAGUAAUAAUAAUAUUGCAAUCAUUUUGUCCAUGCAA
Dendrobium catenatum is the source of this 1876-nucleotide messenger RNA. RefSeq names its product metal transporter Nramp5. NCBI's taxonomy places the organism in Eukaryota, Viridiplantae, Streptophyta, Magnoliopsida, Asparagales, Orchidaceae. Gene Ontology annotation, biological process: metal ion transport. The record is from RefSeq and is a predicted model, not a curated record. Gene Ontology annotation, cellular component: membrane. The coding region runs from base 35 to 1666 and encodes 543 amino acids. The transcript has 13 exons. Gene Ontology annotation, molecular function: cadmium ion transmembrane transporter activity; manganese ion transmembrane transporter activity.